Messenger RNA from Penicillium paradoxum, 2253 nucleotides. RefSeq lists its product as uncharacterized. The record is from RefSeq and is a predicted model, not a curated record. Gene Ontology annotation, molecular function: protein binding. The coding region runs from base 1 to 2253 and encodes 750 amino acids. Lineage: Eukaryota; Fungi; Ascomycota; Eurotiomycetes; Eurotiales; Aspergillaceae. The transcript is spliced from 5 exons.
AUGACCUCGGAUUCAACUUUGCUACAUCGCCCGACCGAGGCUCUCAUCCUCCCAACCAAGCGACGUUUCUUCCCGUUCAAGAUCCCCAACUUCCACACACAGCUUCGCAACUAUAUCAGCACUGCUGAUAACGAUCGCAUUUAUGUCGUGGUCGAGAGAAUUGUGUAUGCAAUUCACAUAUCAGCGCAAAAGCGCGAGAGCAUAGCGGUGAUCCCAUUUGAGCCGCGCUGUCUAGCCGCUGGAUAUGGUUGGAUCGCAGUCGGGGGCCCGGAAAAUGGCGAAUGCGCUUUUAUUCAGAUUGGUGACCGCGGAAUGCAAGCUCAUAGCGAUAUGUCCUCGUUCCAGAACGAUGUGGAUAGUGCUCUCCCGCUUGAUCUCGACCCACCCUCGCUGAUGACUUCACGAGGCGAUUUCAAUAGUGAGACUGAGUCAACACGCUAUCGCAGCAGCAUAUCAUCCCCUGAAGUAGAGCUCCACAGGUUUGGUGGUAGCAUAGUCAAUUCAGUGGCGAUUCAUCGUUUCUAUGGGGGUAGCGAGGAUCUUGCGGAUGAAGACAUCGCGGUUUUGAGCAACAAUGAUCGAACUGUCACUGUGUAUUCGCUGACUCGUGCGAAAGUUCUCAAAGUUCUCCAUCACUCGACUUGCAUGAACUAUGCGACAAUCUCUCCGGACUCCAAACUUCUCACUGCAGUAGGUGAUGAGAACCACGCCUACUUUUAUGAGAUAUCCCGUGAUUUGGAAUCCGCUGGUACAAUUGAAUCUGGAGAAAAGCUUACUGGAUGGGAAUGGGAGCUAGUAAAUCGCCUGGAGAUGAAAAUUGGUCUGCGCGCGGAUGAUGCGUGCUGCUUUACUAUUGCUUUCUCACCAUCCAGCCGCCUGUGUGCCAUAGGAUCGCAAUCCGGAGUCAUUACGAUAAUCGAUGUCGAGUCCAUCAAGAAGAGCUUUGGCGACUCCGAAGACAACUCCCCUAUUCUUUGUCAAUUUCCGGCUUCGAGAUCAUGCGCCGAGGGUGGUGCUGUCCGUUGCAUGGCCUUUUCUCCCGAGCCAUGGGACCUGCUGGUGUGGUUGGAGGGUCACGGUAGAGCCGGUGUUGCAGACGUUCGCCAACAAUUCAUGCGCAGGCAGAUUGUUCACUUGGACUCCAAUGAUCCAAAACUGCAGGAAGUAUACACGGAAUUCUCGCCAGAGAAUCUCGAACGACAAGUCCUGGAUGAUGAUCUUCUGGACGCGGCACCACGAUUAAGACCUGACCAGGAAGACCUACCGGAUGAGCGAAAUGGAGAAGAAGCGGAGCGUUCGUCUCUGCGAGAGUCUUUAAUCCAAGAUCUUACCGAGAGGGAAAGAUUGAUCAUGGAAUUUUUGAACACAGCACGCUGGACGUCGCGGCUGGAAGAAGGGCUCUCUGAACGGCCAGAACGCCCGGUUAGAGCAAACAUUCACUCGCAACCAGCGGUUCGUCCACGGCACCCUGGUUCCACAGAUGGUGCCACUCGCGCUCAUCGUCCUACUUCACCCCUGCAUUCCUAUGAUCCCUCUGAGGUCCCUCGGGAUAAUCAUUCGGGCCGCGCUGGAUCCAAUCCAAGACGUCAGAGCUCAGUAGUGUUAUCCCAAGGAAGUCGACCUUCAGAAGCGGGGUCCUCUCCCAAUGAUCGCCAAUCGAACGUCCUCAAUUAUUCUACCUCGCCUUCAGAGUUCCCAUCUCUCGUGUCAGAAAUCAUCUCUCGGGCUGGUGCCGAUCCAGAGGCGGUCAACAACGAAACUGGCGUUCCAACGGAAUCUACGAGGUCCUCUAAUCCAAGUAUAGAUGCUCAAAGCUUGAGUCACAGAUCUCAGCGAUCAAGCUCUAUUCCUCGACGCAUCGAACGGCCACAAACUGGGGCUGAAAGAAGAUAUGACACUUCACGCCUCACAACAUAUGAAAUUCGUGCGAAUGUCGCGGCGGAUCGGCUUCGGCGCCAACGGCAGAUUGCCAAUGAGGUACACAACCGCUCUUUUGAAAGGGAACAACGACAUCGCCAACAGCUUCUCGGUUUUGAACAGACACACUCUCCCCGCUGGAUCAGGAAUAUAAUUAAUGAUUUGCCUGAGCGAAAUGGAAUGCAUGGCCCAGGCGCCGAAGAGCCAGAUUCCACUGCUGGAGUCGGCUGGGGCGCCGAUGGACGCACACUGUACAUUGCCACAUUGGAGGGGAUUUUUGAAUUCCAACUCAACAUUCAUGAUCGCAAAACAUUCCCUAUUUUCUCCUGCCGUUGA